AGGUUUUUCUCUCUUUCUUUUGUUAGUUUCCCAGGAUAUGGAUAUAUCUGUUUGAUACUUAAGUGGGGAUUUACUUAUUUGGUUUCAAGAUGAGCAAACAUAUGCAGUAAGGUUUUUAAGAUGCUGGGGGAAUGGCAGCCAGCGAUGUCGUUUUAGCCUACGGAGACACGUAUAGAGAUCUUCACCAUCCAGCAGUUAUCAUAGCAGGCUCCUUUGCACUUGUAGCAGUGGUUCUCUCUCUUUAUCUCAUUCUUCAACAUCUCAGAUCAUAUACGAAUCCUCAUGAACAAAAAUGGAUUGUUGCGGUUUUGUUCAUGGUUCCUGUCUAUGCUGCUGAGUCAAUCAUAUCAUUGGGGAACCCAAGACUUUCCCUUGUCUGUGACAUUUUGAGAAAUUGCUAUGAAGCCUUCGCCUUAUAUUCCUUUGGGAGCUAUUUGAUUGCUUGUCUAGGUGGAGAAAGAAGGGUUGUUGAGCUUCUUGAAAAUGAAUCUAGAAAUCAGCUGGCUAAGCCAUUCCUAGACGGAGCAGAAGAAGACCAACAAGUACAUCAAAAGUCAUUCAGCAACUUCUUCUUCCGUCCACGUGUUAUUGGAAAAGACCUGCUCACAAUAGAAAAAUUUGGUCUUGUGCAAUAUAUGAUUCUGAAGACAUUCUGUGCAUUCUUAGCACUAUUGUUGGAGGUCUUUGGUGUUUAUGGUGAUGGAGAAUUCAAAUGGUACUACGGGUAUCCAUACAUAACAGUAGUUAUAAACUUCAGCCAAAUGUGGGCACUUUUUUGCCUUGUGCAGUUCUAUAAUGUAACUCAUGAAAGGCUUGAACCUAUAAAGCCACUUGCAAAGUUUAUCAGCUUCAAGGCCAUUGUCUUUGCCACUUGGUGGCAAGGGGUAGGCAUUGCUCUGCUUUGUGCAUUUGGAGUUCUGCCUAAAGAAGGGAAACUGCAGACUGCAUUGCAGGACUUUCUGAUUUGUAGUGAAAUGGCCAUUGCAGCUGUUGCUCAUAUAUUUGUCUUCUCUGCGGAAUCAUAUCAUUUUCUCCCUGUUUCUGAAUACGGAAAGGUCACCACUGAAACAACCAAAGAAACACUGACGGUAGAGGAAGGCAAUGAGGAGAAACCAGCUGUGCUAGAAAAAACAGAAACACAGGUUAAGGCUCCUGGAACAAGAAUCACGGAGAGUGUUCAAGACAUAGUUCUUGAAGGUGGUCAACGGGUUGUGGAGGAUGUUGUAUUAACUAUAAAUCAAGCAGUAGGACCAAUGGAGAAAGGAGUGACAAAAAUCCAGGAGACCUUCCACCUCAAGAAAACAGAUUCAGAUGACGAUCAUGAAGAGUCAGAGUUGGAAGUGGAGAAACAUGUUGAGCAGCAUCUCUCAGAAAAUGAUAGUCACCCAGAGCUCCAGGUCUAAAGGUGCACUGUGCUGGGCAUUGUUGGAAGUGGCUGGAAGUUGUACGUUUUCUGGGCGAAGUGCAGCUCUUCAUAGUAUGGAAUGAAGAAUGUACCUCUUCUGGAAGAUCAAUAACAGAGGAAUAUCACCGCCGUUCUUCUUUUUCUAUUUGACAUGUCGUGAUGUUGGCAUGUACCAAGUAGUUAAGAACAAAUUUCCGGAUCUUUAUGUAUGAGAUUAAAAUCUUGGGA
Molecule: messenger RNA, 1633 nt
Organism: Theobroma cacao (cacao)
Lineage: Eukaryota; Viridiplantae; Streptophyta; Magnoliopsida; Malvales; Malvaceae
Source: RefSeq, a predicted model, not a curated record